This is a messenger RNA of Sinocyclocheilus grahami, 652 nucleotides long. RefSeq names its product protein FAM193B-like. NCBI's taxonomy places the organism in Eukaryota, Metazoa, Chordata, Actinopteri, Cypriniformes, Cyprinidae. The transcript has 4 exons. The record is from RefSeq and is a predicted model, not a curated record. Bases 170 to 652 code for a protein of 160 amino acids.
UAUUGGAAUUUGAAGUCUGCUAUACUGUGAACAAGUCGGCAGAAUCUUAGAUUAUAUCUCUCAAAUACAGUUACAUUUUACUUGCAUUCGCAGCGCCAGAGCCUGGCAUUGCACCCGGGACCCCGCUGUUUGUAGACGGAGCGCUGUCUGUGUAUUUCGUGGGGUAGAAAUGAGUCCUACAGACGCUAAACGCGGAGCGAAGCGCAGGAAGAAUAAGCGGGGCGGCGGCGCAGGGAAGGCCGGAGCUCCGCCAACACCCUGCAGCGGCACCGCACACGGAGACCCGAGCACCAUCCCGAGCCUCAACAGAGAGGUCCCAGUGAAUGGCGCUCCUCAGUUUUCAGAAGGGCCAGUAAACGCUGACUUCUCAGGAGUCCUUCAGACCCCGUUCACGUUCGGGGUGAACCAGAGGGCCCCCUACACCACUGGUGACCGUUGCCUGCUGUGUCGCAGUGUGCGCAAGGACACUGUCUCCCAUGACAUAGGAGGAUCCAGUCAGAAUGGCACAGCCCAGUCACCCAAAUCUUCCAGCGCCCUUCAGUUGCCUCUGUAUGUCUGCUCCGACUGCAAACGCACUGUGGAGAAGGAUGAUCGUCAGCCCUCCCUCGACCAGUCUCUGUUGGUCAUGUCCAGGCCAGGAUUUCUUAAUUAA